CAGGUUUCAGGAUGGACAGCGACCAACUUCAUAGAGUCCAUGUCCCUCGAAACUACUUGAUAGGCAAUUUGAAACCACGUAUAGCUUCCGGACAAUGUUUCGAAAUUCCUACGCGCUCGACGUGUCUUGAUGCUUCAUCACGCUCUAUCUGAAGGUUAUGGGUUGACACGCCAGAUGACACGGCGGUUUCCGGAUCUCACUAGCGUCCGUACGCUGGUCAGGCAUUCUCGUAUCGAAGGCCUAAGACGUCUGAUGACAAGAUGGUUCCGCGCGGACAAAGAAGUCUAUGUUGUACACCAGAGCGUCCUUAUCUAUCAUGUCCUAUCGGCGAUGGUGUCUGGACGAUUUUAUUGUACUUGGCUAGGGCUCUUGCCAGAUGGUGCUCGAGUGCAUGUAGUCCAUGAAGGGAAGAUGCUAUGGCCACUAGGCGUCGGUCGGUCACUCAAUUUAUCAACUGUGUCAUCCCGGAUUUUUGUGGUUGGUCGGUUCCACAAGUCAUCGGUCAUGGUCGAAAAUUCCGCAGAAACUUCAGCUCGACUGUCAAGCCACAAACGUAGCCUAUCUAAUACAUCUGAAGAUGAUUCGGGUCGUGCUUCAAAGAAGACUGCACCUAUAUUUCAAAACAUGAAGGCCGGUCUAAAAUUGAAAUGGUUGGAGCCCAUUGAGGAUACUUGUUUGCACGGCAUGUGCGGUGAUCCGAGUCCGAGCUCAAAGAUCGCGGCUUUUGAUAUCGAUGGAACGUUGAUUAGAGUCAAAUCUGGCAAGAAAUUUCCGGCCAAUGCAGAUGAUUGGAAGCUGUGGGCGGGCAAUGUGCCCAAGAAACUUCAGGAAGCUCACGCGAAUGGAUUUGCGAUCGUCUUGCUGAGUAACCAGAACUUUAAAGCGCCCAAAUACCGCAAGGACUUCGAAUCGAAAUUGAUCCAACUUGCUAGAACGCUUAGCGUCCCCUUGCGGGUCUUUGCUGCUCGUGAAAAAGACAAGUUUCGAAAGCCACUCACUGGGAUGUGGGAUGAGUUCGUGGCAAAUUGGAAUGGGGGGGUCAAGCCGAACCUCAGUGAUUCAUUUUUUGUUGGCGAUGCUGCUGGCCGUCCAGCGACAGACUCAUCCCCAAAAGACUGGAACGAUACCGACCGUAAAUUGGCAUUGAACGUCGGUGUUCCAUUCUUCACACCCGAAGAAUGGUUUGGUGGGGAACCAAAGCGAACAGACUUCGUUCUCAGCGGAUUUGACCCGCUGAAGUUUGACCAUGAUCAACCGAUAUGGCAUCCAUCUACCACUCCACUGGCGUUAGGACCCCUUUUAGAAAGUGGUGUUACACCGAAGCACUCACCUUGUGAAAUAGUUCUGUUUGUUGGCCCACCUGGCGUUGGUAAAACUACUUGCUUUGAGAAUUAUUUCAUGCCUCGCGGAUAUCGACAUGUGAAUCAAGACACUCUCAAGAGUUUUGGUGACUGCCUCAAAGCGACUAUUGAAUCAAUUAGUUCUGGUCGAUCGUGUGUUGUUGACAACACUAAUCCAAGCAAGCAAACUCGCUCAAGCUACAUCUUGACUGCCCAAAAGCAACGCUGUCCGAUCCGAUGUGUAUUCUUCACCGCACCAAUCGAAUUAGCCCAGCAUAACAACGUCUAUCGCGCCAGUAUCAAAGCGUCUAGACCGCUAUUGCCCACCCUGGCUUUCGCGAGUUAUGCCAAGAACCUCGAAGAGCCUUCGGUCGACGAAGGCUUUGAUGAACUCAAAAAAGUUCAUUUCGUGUUCGAAGGCUCGGCGGAGGAACGUGCAUCUUGGGAUAAGUACUUACUAUGAUCUACUAUAUUCAGUCGCCCGAAACAGAUUUCGCCUGCAAGUCGGCGAAAGGUUUUUUUCUUUUCUUUGAUUAUUCCAAAAUCAGAACCCCCAGCCUUUUUUUUUUCUUCUCUACUUUUUCGUUAUUG
Molecule: messenger RNA, 1931 nt
Organism: Puccinia graminis f. sp. tritici CRL 75-36-700-3
Lineage: Eukaryota; Fungi; Basidiomycota; Pucciniomycetes; Pucciniales; Pucciniaceae
Exons: 12
Coding region: 130-1803 (557 amino acids)
Biological process (GO): DNA repair
Molecular function (GO): ATP-dependent polydeoxyribonucleotide 5'-hydroxyl-kinase activity; double-stranded DNA binding; polynucleotide 3'-phosphatase activity
Source: RefSeq, a predicted model, not a curated record